Messenger RNA from Paramecium pentaurelia, 734 nucleotides. The record is from the annotation of a GenBank genome assembly. Lineage: Eukaryota; Ciliophora; Oligohymenophorea; Peniculida; Parameciidae.
UAAUGAUUGAAGAAGAAUAUAGACCUGAAGAUAAAGCAUCAAUAAAAAAGAAAUACAAAGUAUUUUAAACUCUUGCUUCAAUGAUUCGAUAAAGAGGCUAUUUUGAAGCUCACCCUGUUAUUCUUGUUGAAGAUGAACCCUUUGAAUUAUUUGAAGCUAGAUAUCGCACAGAUACCUUACCAUAAAAAAUAGUUUGUUUUAAGGUAAAGAAUUUUAUGUAAUUAUUUAAUAGAGAGAUGAUGAGACAGAAAAAUUGGUUAUUAUAUUUUACACUAAAUAAUAAGCUCUGAGUCAUGAGGAUGCAAACAAAUAUAUUAUUGAAUUUACUAAUAGAUAAGUUAAGAGACUUGUAAUGAUAUUUCCAACAGAUCCAUUUGCUACUAAACCAUAAAUUGUAGAGAAAAAGGCAAGACUUUUUAUUGAUCAAGUCAAUUCCAUCUAAACUUAUUCAUUUGAAUUAUUUGGAGAAGAUGAUUUAGUUUAUGAUGUAACAAAACAUGAAUUAGUACCUCAACAUAUUAUCUUAAAUGAUAAAGAAAAAGAAGUAAUAUUCAUAUAUUAAUAAAUUUAGUAAUUAUAAAAGAAGUAUGGAUUAGUUGAUAAUUAAUUACCAAGAAUAUUAUAGAGUGAUCCAAUAGCAAGGUUUUUGGGACUUCAUCAUGGAGAUGUAGUAAAGAUAAUAAGAAAAAGUGAAACAGCUGGGUUAUAUGUUACUUACAGAAUAGCAAUAUGAA